GAAAAAGACAAAAAGUUGCGUCAGCGCCACAGUCAACAGGUCUUUUUGUGUCUUCUUCGCAUCGCACGCAAGGUGAAGCGCAUUGUUAGUCACUCAAGCAUAUGAGAUUUUAAAGAGACGCGUUCACCUGGAUUGCUGUGGUGUACAGGGAACCGCACUCAUGUGCACUGUCCAUAAAAUAUACAUGUAAGUUAAAGCAAACUUAGUUUAAUGUGAAUAGUUUGUUGGCGCGUUGCCAGUUGCUGCUGCGCGCGUCAGCUUCUGUCUGCUGUACUGCUGCUGGUAUUCAGAGGACGGUAUGCUCGGAUCCUUCGUCACUGAGACAACACGUGAAUCAAUUGAAUCGGGAUAUUUAGCCAUAUGGUUAACAACACACAAUGCAUCGAUACGGAUCGCCACCGAAGAGUUGGCUUGGUCUCCGUUUGCGACUGGGUGAGAAGCCUGUGCUUGAGGAGAAAACCGGUAUCUAUUGUCAACAUCCCAAUUGCACAGAACGUCGGCUUGCAUCUAAGGUUUGUCACCACCCUUUGUGUCAGGAUCUUAGAGACGGCAGUCCACUCCACCUCUGUGAGUCAUGUGACUCAAGCUGCCAUCCGGUCGCCUGUGAGGGCAUGCACUUUGACAGGCAUCCACGAUUUGACCUGCAGCCACAAGGUUCCAUUCUGGCCCGGAACGUGUCCACUCGUUCCUGUCCGCCUCGCACCGGCCCCCCUUCUGACAUGGAGGACGGAGAGGAGGGGUGCUCUGACCUAGGGGAUCGCAGGACUGGAGGGAUGAAACUGGUUAAAAAGAAGACCAGACGCAGACACACAGAUGACCCCAGCAAGGAGUGCUUUACUUUAAAGUUUGACCUCGAUAUUGACGUUAGCAUGGAGAUUGUUCCAGCAGUGAAGAAGAAAACCUUAAGAGAGGUCCUGGGAGCAGUGUUUGAGAGAAAAGGCAUUGAGCUGUCACGGGUCGACCUGUUUUUAGAUCAGUCAAACACCCCGCUUUCAUUGGGAUUUGAAGCCUACCGCUUUGGUGGGCACUACCUCAGAGUACGAGCUCGUCCAGGAGAGGAGCUGAAGGUGGAGAGGUGUGUUAAGGACCCUCGGUCCCUCAGUUUGCCCAUCAUGAGGUCUUCAAACACGCAGAGUUCCUCUACUGAGCGAACCGAGCAUGGCUCUCUUGGACGCAGGGAGGCUGCAGAUCUGCUAGUUGGCUUGGGUAACGCACGUCGGUUAAAGAAGAUGCCAGAGUUUCUGAGUGAUGCAAGCACUGCACCAUCUCAAGACUCUGUGUCCCAGCUGGGCGGUUCCCUCCCAGGCUCCAUAACGGGUACAGAUCGCUGGAGGAACCGUGCCGCUAGCCGUAUUAGCGGCCUUUUCGGUUCCAACUCAGGAAAUGGGUCUCUUGGGAAGGAGUGUGAUCGUGUGGAACAGUUGCAGAGUAAGCUUUACUCCUACACUAUGUUCGGAUUGCCCAAGAUGCCUCCACAGCUUUCAUUUCACAGAGACUCAUGGGAAGAGGAGCCAAAUCUGGAGCUGGAGGAGAGCUGGAAGCAACUGCUGGAGACCCCAGAGAUUUUAAGCAGGCGUCAGUGCCAUCAGCAGGAGGCCGUGUGGGAGCUGCUGCAGACAGAGUCAGAUUACAUCAAGAAACUGCACGUCAUUACUGAUCUGUUUCUCAGUGGACUGUUGAACCUGCAGGAGAGUGGUUUACUUAGUGAAGUCGAACCCGUGCGUCUCUUCAGUAACAUUCAGGAUAUUGUGCAGCUGCAUACAUCUCUAUGGGCAGAGGUCAUGUUGCCUGCGCUGGAGAAAGCCAGGCAGAAGAGAACAUUGCUCGACCCCACUGACCUACAUCAGGGCUUCAGCACUUUUGGUUUCAGAUUCAAGCCCUACAUCCGUUACUGCAUGGAGGAGGAGGGGUGUAUGGAGUACAUGCGCACAUUACUAAAAGACAAUGAACUCUUCAGAAUUUAUGUAACGUGGGCCGAGACUCAUAAACAGUGCAACCGGCUGAAGCUGACAGAUAUGUUGGUAAAACCGCAUCAAAGACUCACCAAAUACCCACUGCUGCUCAAAAGUGUGCUGAAAAAAACUGACGACCCCCCGACUCGUGAGGCUAUCAAUAAAAUGGUGGCUGCUGUUGAAUGUUUCAUUAACAGUAUAGACUCUCAGAUGAGGCAAAGGGAGGAAAAACAGAAGCUGGCUGCCAUUGCUGGUCGUAUAGAGGCGUAUGAGGCUGUGGAGGGGGCUAGUGAGGAAGUGGAGAGGAUCCUCAAAGAAUAUAAUAACUUUGACUUGACCGCUCCAAUGAUGGGCGUCCCAUCAGAGGAGAUCCGUCAGCUGCUCCUCGAAGGACCCCUGAAGAUGAAGGAGGGUAAAGAAAGCAGGAUGGACGUGUACUGUUUCCUCUUCACUGACGUUCUGUUGAUCACUAAGCCGGUGAAGCGUGUGGAAAAAGUGAAGGUUAUCCGGCAGCCCCUUGUCAUCCGUAACGUGGUGUGCCGGGAACUGAAGGAUCCGGGAAGCUUCCUGCUUAUCUACCUCAAUGAGUUUCGUUGCGCUGUGGCAUCUUACUGCUUUCAGGCUAACAGUGGCACUCAGGGCCGUAGCUGGAUGGAGGCCAUUUACAAUGCACAGAACCAGCUGGAGAGACUUCGCUCCGAGUCCCAGAGAGAUGACCGAGAUGAAGAUGAGACAGAAAGCAGUUUGUCCACAUCCAGCUCUCCAUCACUACAGCACAGAGAGUCGCUGGACAAAGGCCUCUCUCAGAGUCACUCCGAUGGCUCAACAGAAACUCUUUCAGUGGCUGCAAUGGAAGAGGCGGAUGAAGUCGGGACCUUGUCUACCGGAGCGCAGAUGGUGCCGACUGCAUCCCCGAGAAGCUCGCUGCUUUCCGAUUCAUCAGUCCUGCGAGAUUCCUUUUCCACUAAUAACGGCAGAGGUCUGGAAAGGUUGGGUGAUCCGGUUCCCACAGACUUGGAUCCAGAGAGUCGCUCUCUUUCUAUAGACAGUGCAUAUGGAACGCUCUCACCAGAGUCCCUGAUCACAGAGCUGGACUUAAAGGGACAAGUGAGCCAGAGCGAAGGAGAAGACACCGAUGCUGGGGAGGAAGAGGUGGUGUUUGAGGACGAUGAAGAUGCAGAGGAUGAAGAUUCGAUGACCUGGAACGGCUCUCAGAUUACUGUAAAUGAGCCAUACAUUUUGGAUGACCAUUCGAGCAAUCAUCUUCCUGACCAGGUGAACGACAUAACUGGAACAUCUCAGGUCACUGAUUGCCGUUCCCAAACGCUGAGACGUCCCUCGCCUAUCCAGCCCCGCCCAGAUUACCUGCAGCACUUUACAAUGAGGUCACGUUCUGAAGAUGACCUCCUUCAAUGCAUCACCGGUCCUCUCCGGCCCUCGGACAGCAGUGUUAGUCGAAGCCUGACAUACCUCGACGAACAGACGUCUACCGGCGCAAAGACGGAUCAGAAAGCCAGAGCGUUGUCGAGCAAAGUGACAGAAAGUCUUAGGCGAGCAGAGGCCAGGCAUGUUCAAAGGACCCUGAGCUGCCCCAAUGGCCAGGAAGACCGUGAGCUCACGACAGAAACACUGCCCCCCAGUGAGGUGGAGGAAAAGUGCAUCUUGGUGCUAUCCCAGCAACCUCAUCACCAGCAGAAGAAGCUGACCGUGGCUCAGCUGCACAGGAUACGUGCCACCAUGGUGCUAAAUUCAACACUGACUGCAUCGGAGGUGUAGCGUCUGACUAAUAAGGUUGAUGCCAUUAGCUGGUCUAUUGGUGGGACUUAGACCAGGUCCAGGACAACAUAUGCAAAGAAGCCAUCGCUGGUAUCAAUACCAAGGCUUAGCAGCUUGACAUCAUCUAAAAACGACUCGAGUAUAAACACAGGCUGACACAACGAGAACACUGUGGAACUUUCAGUAAACAGCCAUAAGUAUAACUUAAUAAUAGCAUAAUAUUGCCUACGAAGUCAAUAUUGUAUUUCUAAGAAUUAAAUGUACAAAGAAGUACAUUGUCUAAUGCCUGUGUGAUAUUGAACAAAGGGGCUUAAGAUAAUCAGUGUUGUACAUGCACCAAUCAGGGCUUUUAGCAAAAGAAAGGGAACGAGAUAUAACGUAUGUUUGCUUUAUACUUUCCUGUUCUGUUGAAGAGGAAUCCAGUAAGUAUUUUGACAAAGGCAUGUUUCAACUUCCCUUAGACUUAGUCUGUUUCAUUUUAUUAAUUCGAUGAAGUUACACUAUCAAGUAUUUCAUUUAUUUGGUGCUUAAUUUCUGUCAAGCAUUGCAUUGUUACCCUAUAAAUGCCAAAUACGGGCCAAAGGUGGUAAUCGGGCUGAAAAACAAACAGUUUAUUUUACAUUAUGAAUGUGAGUUUAUUUGAACUGAUAAUAGACAUUUGUGCACUUGAGACUUAACAUUUCAAACAUUUUGGGACGCUUGGGUUAAUGUUUUGGCAAUGCAUUACUGCCCUCUUGUGUAUAUCUAAGGAACUCCUCAUUAUGUUAAACUAAACCACUCCUUAACUCAGUCUUUUUGUUUGAAUGGACAACAAAAUCAUUUGAUCUCUGUAUCCCAAAGAACUAGAACUUUUUUUUAAUGCAAAGAGAUGUAGCUUCUGAAGUAGAUUGUGAGAAAAAAACAAUUGUGUGGAACUUUUGCACCACAAAUAUGAACUUGCAUGCAUUUAUUGUUUCUUUGUUUGCUUGUUUGUUUGUUUCAGUGCUUUGUAAAUAUGGUAUUUAUUGAAACUGCUUUAUUUUAUAGAUAAUAUGCUUCUUGUUAAUGCAAUUUGAUUGUUGUAACAUUUUGCUUGUUGAAUGAUCGGCACUGUUUUUUCUAAUUUGUAAUUUUUUUUUGACACAAAAACAAGGGCUAAAUUAAUGUCUUAUCCCUGGAUUGUAUCGGUUUACAUAUGUAGCUUACAUAUUUACAGUUUACAAAUGUGCACCUGCUCCCCCCCCAAAAAUUAAAAAAGCACAAUACACACAAACAAUCAAUUAAAAUGCUUCAGAUGCCAACUCUGCUUCCAAAA
This is a messenger RNA of Paramisgurnus dabryanus, 5022 nucleotides long. RefSeq names its product pleckstrin homology domain containing, family G (with RhoGef domain) member 5a (gene plekhg5a). Gene Ontology annotation, cellular component: endocytic vesicle; axon; plasma membrane. The record is from RefSeq and is a predicted model, not a curated record. Gene Ontology annotation, biological process: endothelial cell migration; Rho protein signal transduction. Lineage: Eukaryota; Metazoa; Chordata; Actinopteri; Cypriniformes; Cobitidae. Gene Ontology annotation, molecular function: guanyl-nucleotide exchange factor activity.